GUUACUACUGAGGCAGACGUGAGACCCCGUUCAAGGAGCCUCUGUUACCUUGGAAGCUGUAUAAGAAACGGCUAAUCAUCCAGCUUAAUCACUUGCAACCCUACUCGGGAUCAGACAAGAAUAUUCGCAACGACCAGCACCUACCUCUGAUCUAGCAUAAAUUACGCUGAAACUCAAGCUCGAGCUUGAAUCUCAACGAUGAGCUCCGUUCUCUCGCCGCCCCCUCCUAUCGGAGGAACCAGACGACGUGGGAACAAGUCUUCACGCCAUCGACGACUCCCUUCCACCACCGCCGCUGCUAUCCUCCCGAACAUUCCUGAAGCAGAAGCUAGCUCUAGCAACUCGAACUCUCUGGGAUCUCGAAGGGAAGAGGUACCGGAUCACCAGCUUGGAAGGGCUAACAAUAUCGCUACUCGCAAAGCUUCUGGUCGAUCCUCUGCGGCUCAACCUGCGACCAGGUCUUCCCCUGCGAGUAUGCCUUUACCUGGUCGGACCGGAUCUUAUCCUUCGGAACCUACUGAGGAUACAGACCUCGAUAUCGAUAAAAUCUUUCAGUCGGGUACCGGUCGAGCCAAAUCCAAACCUAAACCAUCAACUACCGCCUCCAAUUCGAAAUACUUCAACGUCAACGACAACCCCACUUCCACUUCCUUUACGAAUGUCCGUGGUAGCCACGAAAUUCAGGUUGAUACGAGUACCGAUUGGAAGGAUAACCAGCAGGAAGAUCAGAGUAGCGAGAAGCAGAGGGGAAAGAAGAGGCAGAGAGUCAGCAGUGAUGAGGAUAUCAAGCCUUCUAUCUCCGUCGCUGAGGUCAGGGAGAGCGGGAAAGGGAAGGGAAAGGCGAAAGCCUCGAACUCUACUUCGGCGGGACGGGCGACUAGAUCUGGUCAAGGUCAGACCAAUGCCUUCGCUGAUGACAAGCUUGACGUCAAGGCGGCAAAUGGGGAUGUCGAGCAGGAUCAAGAAGGACCGGCGGACGAGAAGGAUGUGAAGCGGGAGCUGAAGAAGCCUCAGAAAAAGAAGUCUAAAUCCAUCUCGCCCACCGGGACUAUUACCUCUCCUCUACCCAUCAACAAGCAUUCCACUCAACAAGAGGCUGUUCCACUCAGCGUCGUCGGCAAUGAAACUACCGCUACUGCCACUAGCUCCACUUCGACUACUACCACCAAUUCUAACUCUUCUUCGGUGCAGACCGCACGACAAUUGGCCGAACGAGCUCGAGUGAUGAAAGAUCGGGAAGAAUUGUCACAGAUUCGUAAAGAAAAGGAAGAGAUGGGGAAGAAAUUGGAGAAGGCCGAGAAGGAACGGGAUGAUGUGAAGAAGGAGGUGGUUGGGUCGAAGAAGGAGGUUGGGUUCAAAGACGAGGUUAUCAAGUCGCAAGAUAAGGUUCUUGACGAUAUCAAGGAGACGUUGACGUGUAACGUUUGUCUGGAAUUUUUCAGCGAUCCUCAUACGAUUGCGCCGUGUGGACAUACUUCCUGUGCUUCAUGCCUCUUGAACUGGUUCGAAUCGCCCAACUCGCUCGUCUACCCUGUCGAACGCGACCACGGCGAGGCCAGAGACGCGCUUCUCGGAAGGACCCGAGCAUGCCCGACUUGCCGAACUCCGGUCGUCGGGAAGCCCAUGUCUGCCUAUGUUCUGAACAACCUGAUCACUGCGGUCAAGCCUCGACUUCUGGAAGCGUCCGGGUCGUCAGGGUCUAUCGCCGCAAGACCUGCGCCAGCGGGUCAAGCUGUUGUAGACAGGACCGCCAUGUGGGACCAUAUCUUCGAAAACGACGGGGCUACCAACCGGAGGUGGCACAUUGACGAGGCAGAUGGAGGGAUCCCUCGGUGCAAUGAUUGUGGGAACGAGGUGGAAGAUCAGGAGUGCACCGGUUGCGGACGGUUCUUUAGUGAUCUAGACCCAGACGAGGAUAGAGACGAGGAGAGGUCAGAGGAUUCUGGUUAUGGCGGAGGCGACUGGCGACUAGGGAAUAUACGUAUUCCCGACAGGCCUUUCUACUUACCGGGCCAUGAUGCCAUGUCGGUCGAUAGCUUAGGAUCAGCCGAUUUGAACGAUUUCGACGCCAACUUGGAUGAUUACGAUCACGAUUUUGAGAACUUCAUCUCUGAGGACGAAGACUUGGACAGCUUCAUCGUGGAUGACGAAGAGAUGGACUCACCCGUAGUACCUAGGAGGAGAAUGAAUCGGUUCAUCGACAUCAACCGAAGCGAUGAAGAAUCGGAUACCGAUGAUCAAGAAAAUGACGAGGAGGUGUCCUCUUUCCGUAGCGCUCCUCGUCAACGUAGCGCUGCUCGUCAAUCCACUGCAAGGAGUCAGCCUCGCAGAUCCCAAAUCAUUAUCAGCGAUGAUGAGCAAGAUUCGGAGCAAGAACAACCUACUCGUCAUCCUAGUCCGCGUCCCCGCGGCGGCCCGAGCCGUCAUCGGGUCGUGGAGAGCGAUGAUGACGACGAAGUUCAGUACGUCGGUGCCUCGCAUGCCCCAGCUCGACAGGCGCACCCUGAGAUGCCUGGCCACCUUCGAAUCCCUGGCGGGUGGGGCGAAGCCGAUGUUCCGGAUGAAGAAGACGACCUUAGCAACAAUGGGAGCGAUGGGUACGGACACUACCGCAACGGGUACUAUGAGGAUUCGGAUGGGGAGAUCUGGAGCGGCGAUAACUACGGCGGUGAUGGGUAUCAAUCUGAAGAUCACUACGGGGACGGAUACGAUACUGGAGACGAAUAAUACUAAAGUGGCCGGUCGUCGAAGAAAGACCAGUAUCAUAUACACCUCUCGGCUAUACGGAACGACAUUUUCGCCGAUUGCGAUGGCGGUAGGAGUGCUUUUCAGAACACCUAUCUACGAGAUAACGAAUGUUGUAAUAAUGUCCUCGGGUCAAUUUGACUUUCAAAGCUCCUUAACGAAUGUAUCUAUGUACACGAUGUCAUAUUGCUAUCAGCUCUCCAUCGUAUAGAGUAGAUGAGGCCUUGACCAAUAAUACCAUGAACGGAG
Molecule: messenger RNA, 2994 nt
Organism: Filobasidium floriforme
Lineage: Eukaryota; Fungi; Basidiomycota; Tremellomycetes; Filobasidiales; Filobasidiaceae
Exons: 8
Coding region: 199-2727 (842 amino acids)
Molecular function (GO): metal ion binding
Source: RefSeq, a predicted model, not a curated record